AUGGAGUCAGUUUUACCUGGAAUUCUUCUUUCCCCUUUUCCUUCCUCUAUAUCAUAUCUCCUCCCCCCCUUCCCCCUUUCCAUCCCUCCCCUGUCUCCCCUCUGGCAGCCCUUGGAUCCCCAGGAGACCAGCACCAAAAACCCUCUGGAGGAGCCUGAACCCCCUGAACCAGAUGGGCCCCCCCCAGCCCCCCUGCAGGACAGGACAGCCCCGACCCCCACGGGCCCAGACAACACCCUGAGCCCCCCAAAUGUGAGGGUUGAGGGUGACAAAGGCACAGAAAAGGAGAGUGAGGAGUGGGACAACGACAGCGGCGAGACCUCGGUGUGGGACAGCUCUGACCUGGGCACAGAGACCCUCGGAGCCCACCCGGAAAUCCCUCUGGGGGACCUUCCCCAGACCCGCUCCGGGCUCCAGGCCUACAGGACCCACCUGCUCAUGGAGCUCAUGUGGCUGCAACAGGCCAUUGCCAGCAGGAAAAACUUCUUGAUGCUGAAGCGGAAGCUGGGGAUUCCUGACUCCUUGGAAGGCAUUCCCAACCCCCUGGAUGGGUGUGGGGAAGCCGUGGAGCUGCAGCACCACGGGUGACCUCAGGGGAGCUCCAGCUCCGUGGGUUGAUGGUUUUAACUUCAGCAGAAUGUGGCAAGAAAGCCUCUCAGUUUUUGUAGAUGUGAAUAUUUGGUCAGAGCAGGAUUAAACACCGUGGAGCCAGGGAGGUUGUGGUGUGUGCUGGAGGGAUUCCCAGUGAGGAUCCUUCCAGAAGGACCCCAUUCCUGUUGGCUGAGCUGGGUGAUCUGGGGGGGGAAAAUGGAGAAUGGGAAGAUUUUUCACUUACAGAAGGUGCUUUUGGACUGAAAUGCCUGAAGGCAGCAGGUGCUGGGAGCUGCAGGAACAGCCUGUUCCCCUCUGAACUGUGUGGGAAUCUGAGCUGUGUGUUUGGGAGGGCUCUGCACUUCACACCUCUGCAAUCUCCAGGAUCUCCAAGUGCCCGUGGUGGAUUUUAGGAACACUGGACCAGUGCCUCAGGGAGGUUGGGAGGUGCUCUAUCUGUUCCUGUAGCUCAGGAACAUUCCAGGUCCCUGGAAAAGGGACUUUCCACAUGGUGCUGUGGUUCCCCCCCUCUGUGAUUCCCUCUCUGCAUUCCUGCUGCCUGAACAGCCUCUGUUGCCAGGUGGCAGAUGGAUCCCCCUGUUCCAGAAUAGAUCCCCACUUGUUUGUGAAUAAAAAGCUUUCCUAAUGCUCCUC
Messenger RNA from Corapipo altera (White-ruffed manakin), 1245 nucleotides. It is a transcript of the gene IQCC, whose product is annotated as IQ motif containing C. The record is from RefSeq and is a predicted model, not a curated record. NCBI's taxonomy places the organism in Eukaryota, Metazoa, Chordata, Aves, Passeriformes, Pipridae. The transcript has 4 exons. Bases 1 to 588 code for a protein of 195 amino acids.